AUUUGUUUGCGAAACACAAUUAAACCGCAGAUGAAGAAGAUUAUUUUCACUGUGCUCAGUGUUGUUUUGUCGUGGUGAUUAUUAAUACAAUAGUCGUGACUAGAUUUUGAAUCAAGCAGGAAUAUCUGGAGGAGUAUUAUCUGAACUGAGAUCUGCUGCUGUGAAUAUGGUGUUUGUUAAAGAGGAGAACAUGAGUGAACCAGAAACCUGGAGAAUAAAACACGAGGAACCAGAAACCUGGAGAAUAAAACACGAGGAACCAGAAACCUGGAGAAUAAAACAGGAGGAACCAGAAACCUGCAGAUUAAAUGAAGAGGAACCAGAAACCUACAGAAUAAAACAAGAGGAACCUGAAACCUGGAAAAUAAAACAGGAUCAAGGAGAGUUGAUUGAAGAAAAUGUGGAUAAUGAAGAACUAGGUGAAGUUGAGGAGAAAAAUCAUGUCGAAACAGGAGAAAAACAUUUGAGUUGCUCUCAAACCAAACAGAAAGAUUUAAAGAAAAUAAAAGCCAAGAAAUCUUUCACCUGUCCUCAGUGUGGAAAGAGUUUGACAUCCAAAACAAGUCUUGAGCGUCACAUGAAGAUCCACACUGGAGCAAAAGUUUACUCAUGUGAUCAGUGCGGGCAAAUAUUUUUGAGGGCUUCUGAUCUGAAGAAACACCUGAGAGUUCAUACACCGGACAAGCCACAUUCGUGUAGCUUGUCAGGAAAUAGUUUUUCACAGCCAAUACAUUUCACACAUACUGGUGUGAGAGAGUACGUGUGCUUUGAGUGUGAAAAGACAUUUACUACACCAAGCAGUUUAAAACAGCACCAGAAGAUUCACACUGGAGAAAAACCUUAUAAGUGUUCACACUGUGACAAGAGAUUCAGAGACUUAACACAUCUGAAAAUACAUGAGAGGAUCCACACUGGAGAAAAACUGUUCACAUGUGAUCAGUGCGGAAAGAGUUUUGCACAAACAGGACAACUUAGAGAGCAUAUGAAGGUUCAUACUGGAGAGAAGCCAUUCACUUGUGAUCAGUGCGGAAAGAGAUUCACACAAUCAUCAAGUCUUAAAAGCCACAUGAAAAUCCACACUGGAGAGAAACUGUACUCAUGUGAUGAAUGUGACAAAACAUUUUUGAGGGCUUCAGAUCUGAAGAAUCACCUGAGAGUUCAUACAAAGGAGAAGCCACAUUCAUGUCAUUUGUGUGGAAAGAGUUUUUCAUGUUUACAAUAUUUAACACUGCACCAGAAAAUACAUGCUGCUGUUAGAGAGUACAUGUGUUUCGAGUGUGAAAAGACUUUUACUACAGCAAGGUGUUUAAAACAGCACCAGAGGAUUCACACUGGAGAGAAACCUUAUGAGUGUUCACACUGUGACAAGAGAUUCAGUGUGUCAUCAAAUCUGAAAACACAUGAGAGGAUCCACACUGGAGAGAAACCGUAUCACUGCACUGCAUGUGGGAAGAGUUUCAAACAUUCAUCUGCUCUACACAGACAUACAAAAAAAAUUCACAAGUUGAUUGAAGAAAAUGUGGAUAAUGAAGAACUGCGUGAAGUUGAGGAGAAAAAUCAUGUUGAAACAGGAGAAAAACAUUUGAGUUGCUCUCAAACCAAACAGAAAGAUUUAAAGAAAAUAAGAGCCAAGAAAUCUUUCACCUGCACUCAGUGUGGAAAGAGACUGACAUCCAAAACAAGUCUAGAGCUUCACAUGAAGAUCCACACUGGAGAGAAACCGUACUCAUGUGAUCAGUGCGGGCAAAUAUUUUUGAGGGCUUUAGUUCUGAAGAAACACCUGAAAGUUCAUACACCCGACAAGGCACAUUCAUGUAGCUUGUCAGGAAAGAGUUUUUCACAGCCAAUACAUUUAAAAGUUAAUCAGAAAAUGCAUACUGCUGUGAGAGAGUAUGUGUGCUCUGAGUGUGAAAAGACUUUUACUACAGCGACCAGUUUAAAACAGCACCAGAUGAAUCACACUGGAGAAAAACCUUAUAAGUGUUCACACUGUGACAAGAGAUUUAGAGAUUCAACACAUCUGAAAAUACAUGAGAGGAUCCACACUGGAGAGAAACUGUUCACAUGUGAUCAGUGCGGAAAGAGUUUUGCACAAACAGGACAACUUACAGAGCAUAUGAAGGUUCAUACUGGAGAGAAGCCAUUCACUUGUGAUCAGUGUGGGAAGAGAUUCACACAAUCAGCACAUCUUAAGAGCCACUUGAAAAUCCACACUGGAGAGAAACCGUACACAUGUGAUCAGUGCGGGAAGAGUUUCACACAAAAAGGAAGCCUUAGGGUACAUAUGAGACUUCAUACUGGAGAGAAACUGUACACAUGUAAUCUUUGUGGACAGAGUUUCAUGCAGUUAUCAACCCUUAAUGAUCACAGAAACAUCCACACUGGAGAGAAACCGUACUCAUGUGAUGAAUGCAACAAAACAUUUUUGAGGGCUUCAGAUCUGAAGAAUCACCUGAGAGUUCAUACAAAGGAGAAGCCACAUUCAUGUCAUUUGUGUGGAAAGAGAUUUUCAUGUUUACAAUAUUUAAACGUGCACCAGAAAAUACAUGCUGCUGUUAGAGAGUUCAUGUGCUUUGAGUGUGAAAAAACUUUUACUACAGCAAAGUGUUUAAAACUGCACCAGAGGAUUCACACUGGAGAAAAACCUUAUGAGUGUUCACACUGUGACAAGAGAUUCAGUGUGUCAUCAAAUCUGAAAAAACACGAGAGGAUCCACACUGGAGAGAAACCGUAUCACUGCACUACAUGCGGGAAGUGUUUCAAUAAUUCAUCUGCUCUACACAGACAUACAAAAAACAUUCACAAGCUGAUCGAAGAAACCGAGGAGAAUAAAGAAUCAAGUGAACUCGAGGAGAAAAAUCAAGUCAAAACUGGAGACAAAAUUUAGAGUUGCUCUCAAACCAAACGGAAAGAAAAGAAGAGCCAAGAAAUCUUUCACCUCUGCACUCAGUGUAGAAAGAGUUUGAAAAGCAAAACUAGUCUUGAGCAUCACAUGAACAUCCAUACUGGAGAGAAACUGCACACAUGUGAAAGGGCUGCUGUUGUUUGCUUGGAACGGUCUUAUUUUUUAAUAGGCCUAACAACGAUCAAAUAAUGACAAAGGUUUUUCUGCACUCUUCCAUUUUUAGCAAAUAAAAUGUGUGUUUUGUAUGGAACAUAAAUGCCCUUUUAUGUGAUAAACUCCAUUACAUGUGUUUGUUUUCAUGUA
Molecule: messenger RNA, 3208 nt
Organism: Carassius gibelio (silver crucian carp)
Lineage: Eukaryota; Metazoa; Chordata; Actinopteri; Cypriniformes; Cyprinidae
Product: zinc finger protein 271
Exons: 5
Coding region: 167-2887 (906 amino acids)
Biological process (GO): regulation of transcription by RNA polymerase II
Molecular function (GO): RNA polymerase II cis-regulatory region sequence-specific DNA binding; DNA-binding transcription factor activity
Source: RefSeq, a predicted model, not a curated record